This is a messenger RNA of Gryllus bimaculatus (two-spotted cricket), 1249 nucleotides long. NCBI's taxonomy places the organism in Eukaryota, Metazoa, Arthropoda, Insecta, Orthoptera, Gryllidae. The record is from the annotation of a GenBank genome assembly.
UUCCUAACGUAAAUAUUUAUGACAAAAUAGUGUUUAGGUCUAGUCUUCUUUAGCCUUUCGCACCUUCUGUCGUUGAGACACUCUAAAAUGACCCAUAUUUAUGUUUUCAAACUAUGUCACUUUAUGUUUAAAGGGCCGAGAAAAUCCUUUAUCCCUAAAUACGCGCUUUUCCCGCCACAUUAAAAUAAAUUCUUUAUACGCAAUGUACGUAAUGUACUGGAAAUAAAUACUAUUUUGGCAAAAUUCAGUUCAAGUAUUGGCAAAAUUCAGCUGACCUGGGGAGGCGUGGUGUGCGUGUUACCAACAAUGACAUAUUUAUAAUAAGUAGUUUUAUGAAAUGAAUAAAACUGCCUCCGAAAAAAUGUUGAUGUGAUUGGAAGACAUUUACGUUCAAUUUCUGGGAAUGAAGAUGUAAUCAAAACUGAGUCAGCUGACUGCAGCUGAUUUACAUCUGGAUCACUUUCGCCGUCAGGCAGGUCAGAUAGGUGAAAAUUGCAACCAGCGAGCACAUAAUUUUCGGUAAAAUUUUAUUUGCUGCUAUUAGAGAAAAUGGCUAUUCAUUCUGCAAUUAAAGGAAAGCUCAUUUCUGUAAUUGGCGAUGAAGAUACUUGUGUUGGAUUUCUCUUAGGUGGAGUUGGAGAAAUCAACAAAAAUAGACAACCUAAUUUUUUGGUUGUGGAUAAACAUACCAGUGUUGGGGAAAUAGAAGAAUGUUUCAAGCGAUUUGUGAAGAGAGAUGAUAUCGACAUAAUACUUAUAAAUCAAAAUAUUGCGGAGAUGGUACGGCAUUGUAUUGAGAGCCAUACUCAGCCAAUACCUGCUGUUCUUGAGAUACCAUCCAAAGAUCAUCCGUAUGAUGCCAGUAAAGAUUCAAUAUUACGGCGUGCAAAGGGCAUGUUUAAUCCUGAAGAUAUGAAGUAAAAUGCAUUCCAAGCUGAACAUGUAAAACAGGUAAUGGGUAAAUGAGAAAAACUUACAAUGUAAAUUGAUGUGUAAAAUAGUAUUAGGACGUUAGAAAAGUUGUAAAGGUUAAAUUAAUGGUUUAAACAUUCCUUCUGUAAAUAUUUUUAAUUUACUAUCUUGAGGAACAAAUAAUACUCCUAUGUAAUAUCAUACUUCUUUCAUUUCGUAGAUUUGGUAUGAGAAGAAAAUUCUGUUUUGUAAAAAAUAUUUUCUUGUUGUCACUGUACUUUUAAAAAUGUUUUAUUGUAGACACUAAAUAAAACUUGUAUAAAACCAUUCCUCCCUC